CCUACUACUUGGAUUUAGAAUUUUAUUUUGUCUCUCCAUUACUGAAAUUGUCCCAUCACUACUAGGGAAACCUAAGCAUCCACGAUAGGAAACAAUAAUUUCUGUUUCUGAUGUGGUAUUUGCGACACUUCUCCAAAUCGUUGCUGAAAUGUGAGCAACUCUAAAAAAAGUGGACAGUGACCAGUUUAAAAAAGAAGUGCUCUCUCAUCAUCCGUAAUAGACACGUGCUUUGCACAUAUCAUUUUUGACCAGGAUCGUUUUUAAUCGAAAAACAUGGAAACAUUUACGUUUCUUAUACUCAUCAGCUGCGCGACUUUGUCGCGCCAGACCACACCACCUGAACCAAGGGUAUUAUUAGGUAAUCCAGCUCGGCGUCCACCAUUAUGUAGUCUAUCUCCAGGAAAGGUACGAGUGUUCCAGGAUUUGCGCGAUUAUAAAGUACAGAAUGCCAGCUUUGGGCUACACGAAGCAGACUAUCAAGGAAAUGUAGUCGAAUUUGCCACAGGAACGUUUGACGAAACCUUACAGAGGAACAGCUUCAUUAGUUUUGAUUCGGUUAAAGUUUUUGGUCUCCGUAUACCCAAAAAACAGAUUAAGCAUAUUGAAGAAGGAGCAUUUUUUGGUUUGGAUUGUCUGUAUCAGUUGGACCUAAGCCUCAAUAACGUGACAGUUCUGUCUCGCGAAACAUUUAAUGGUUUACCGUAUCUCAGACAUCUCAAUGUUAGUUAUAAUGCAAUAGAUAAUAUAACUGGUUUUUUUGACAAGGCUCAUCUGUCCGUUUUGGAUUUAUCUCAUAAUGAACUCGUAGCAUUGCCGUCAUUAAGAGCACUGGCAGGUCUGAAGGUUCUUAAUGUCAGCUAUAAUCAAAUUGAACAAAUUACUGAACGUGUUUUUGAGGGCAUUGAUGCUCUUGAAGAGUUGUAUUUGUCUCACAAUCGGUUAUGGCAGUUUAAUAUGCUCCAUUGGAUCACCUUCGGGACAUUAAAAAAACUAGAUGUGGCAUAUAACCUUUUUGAAUACGUCAAUCUGGUUUCAAAAUUCGAAACUAGAAAUUUGGAAAUGUUGAACAUCAGCGGCAAUAAUAUAAUGGACUUGGAUGUUCUGGACGUUAAAAUAACAAUGAAGAAAUUGGCGUUGCUCGAUAUUAGGGAUAAUGAUUUCAAAUGUGUUACUUUACAUACCAUCCUGCGUGAUUUGAAAGGAAUAAAUGUCUCUGUGGUCCAUCCAAUUUCAUGUGAUGACCAUUGUAAUACGUUUGGAACUACAGAAUUGCCGAGUACAAAAUCUCCUGCUAUUCAAUUUCCUUUCGCAUAUGAGGAAAGUUUAUCUCGAUGCCUUGAUGAACUUAAUGUUGUAACGAAACGAGACAGGUCGGAGCUUCAUACAAGCGGUGUACAUAUGAAGUGGGUUAUUGGCGUCUUAUCCGUAGCCUUGAUAUUAGCCUGUCUGUUUUCUGUUAGGGCACAAAUUUCUAGAUUUUUCUAUCGCCUCUUUCCUAGCCUAAGUGAUUCAGGCAGUAGUGAAGAUGAUGACAGUGCUGAACAGAUAGAAUUUGCGGACAGUAGUCCAUUAUAAUUAGAGUUUACAUUUAGGAUUCUAAGACUAAGAAAAGCAUUUGCUAUCGUUAAGGUGCCCAAUUGUGGAAAGCUUGAGUAGAAAUGACUUGCACCUUCUUUAUAGAUGAGGCAAAAACUUUUUUUUUGGGGGGGAUUUGGAUUUUUCCAUAAUCAUGUUUACUGGACGUUUCUCGACAUCUAUUAAGAGGUAAACCGGUGCAAAUUUAUUUAGUCAAUGUUUUUUAACAAAUUUCACAAAAUUGUUUUUAGGUUUUUUGAAUCAGUAUGAACAAAACAGGUGUUUAGUAACUUUUCUCUGAAGUUGGCCGUUGUUUUCGAGUUAUAUGCGAUUUAUGUCCGAUUUUUCUAUUUACCGGUGGAAAUCAAACGAGAGGGCGAGUUGCGAAUAGCCAAGUAGUGGAUAUAAUGAAUUUAGUCGAUUUCUUUUAAGAUGUCUCAAUCUAACGAAAAAUUAUUCGAUUUGUCGAUAUUCCCAUAUUAAAACAAAAAUACUUCAUAAAUCACCUGGUUCAGCUACAAAAGCGUAAUUUUUCAUUUGUGUCUGGACACAAAAGUUGACGCAAAUUCCAUCAAUCAAAAAGGAUUUCUGGAUUACUCGAAACAUGGAUCAAACCUGUAACAUUAGAUUGACAUGACGCCAUUACUGAUCAUGACAUAAAUCAAAUUACAUAUUCUUCAACAAACAUCGAGUAAAUAACCAAUUCACUUACUUACUGUUAGCAGGACGAUGCCGCGCACUCUUCUGGACUGGAGGACAACUACUAGACCACGCUGCGCCGCGGUGACGGUAGCAAGGAUAGAAGUAGUUGUCCUACUGCCCAGUAGAGGGUGCGAGAUGUUUUCUGUAAUUUUAUUUAUGCCCUCAAAGAAUUUAUCAAGCAGAAUUUUGUACAGCAACAGUAAGACACUCUUACUUUCAAUAAAAUGCAAAUUUAAUUGCUGUCAUAUCAAUCUAGAUAUUGUAUCAGAUUUGUGUUCAUGCUUCUAGUAUCGUGCAACUGCCUCUUUUUCAUUGGCACAUUUUAUGACUAUGGCCGCUAAUUUCCGGACGCAAAUGGAAAAAUAAGUUUUUUUGUAGCUAAACCAAGUGAUUUAUGACAUAUUUCUUGAUUUAAUUUGAGCAUUAGGGGCCUAUUUUACUCAAACUGUAUAAUUUUUCUCAAGUUUGAGAUACAUUUUACAAGAAAUAUAUUCAUUAGAUCUAUUGCGUUAAAGACGCCUUCCCAUUGGUUGCAUUUGUGAUAGACGUGCUUUUUUGCGCCCCAGAUUAGUAAAAUCGGACCUAAAAGUCUUAAACAUAUAAAUUGCUAUUACCACCAAUGAAAAAUAAACAUUUAAGCGAUAUUCGAAGCAUUGACACAGAUCUGAUAGAAGGUCGUCUUACACAAAUCGUAUAAUUUUUGUCUGGUUUGAGCGACAUUUUAUAAGAAGCCGACCAAUUUCAUUAGAUCCGUUAUUUCAAAGACUUCUCUCCAUAUUUUGAUUCCCGCCUGUCAAUAGCAAAAUCGUGCCUAAUGCCUGCACUUAACUAUCAGAGAUGAUCGUUGAUCGUGUGAUCAAUGAUAAUAGACACGAUCAUCGUGCAAGCAUCCACACGAACGUCUGUAGUAGUUAGUCAAACGGCAAGCAUCAAUAUGACCCGGCGAUUCCCUUUGAUGCGUGACAAUUCACGGGUCGAAGGCGAUCAUAGACGAUGAUCGGCGAGUACAGCUGAGUAUGCGCUCUACACAAACGAGCUCGAGCGUAAUCGUUUGUAAUCGCUGAUUGUGAAGAGGAUCCAUAAGACAGAAAAUAUAUAACAGUUAAAAUAUUGCUCUACUGCGCUCACAUUAAAAACCAAUUAUAAUAAUUGUGUAUUGAUCGUAAGCGCAGAGAAACAACAACUUCAAUUUCGUAUAAGUUCUCUGUCUUAGAGUAUUUUAUUAAGGUUUUGAAAUAAAAAAUGUUGUAUCUUGCGUUGAUCUAGAAGUACCUACUUAAAUAUUCGAUAAUUGCGAACUUUGAGCCUCUAAAGAACAAUCAAGAGUUAAAAUUAAAAGAAAAAUGUUGAUGAGAGUUUAAAAUACAAAUGUUCUGCAUAUAUUCAAAUGCAAAAAUUUCGUAGAUGAGGUCAACUUGAAAUUCGAAUUAUUUUUACGGCCGAAAAUCUCGCCUAUAGACCCUGAUAUUUUCCGAAAAAUUCUGUUCAGCUAACUUAUUCCACAUGAGAAAGUCAAACGUCUGCUCGGUUAGAAAGGUUGCGUUAAACCAGAAGAGGGUAUAGUGCCUCCAAAAAGAGGCGGCUUCUAUUUGCGAUCGCUUAUUCGUAUGGCGUCCUAAUGAUUCCAAUUUUUGCUUAGCCAGGAAAAACAAUAACGAAACUUUUUAUAAAAGUGAAAUACAUUAUAGCUAUAUUCUGAUUUCAGAUCGUAUCUCAAUGUAAGUUGUGUAUUUUAGGAACGUAAAAGUUACUAGUAUCCAAAGUGAUACUUAGAAGUUAUCUAAGUUUAUGUCUCAUGUAAAUUGUAAGUUCUGUUUUUUAGCUUUAGUUCAUACAGCAACUCUUUUAGUGGAAGUUGCUGUAUGCUGUAUUUAUAUUUUGAGCCUUUCUGUUGUGGCUACAAACAAGACAUAUUUUUAUUUUGUAUUUGUGAUAUUUGUUAUGUCUUAUAUUAAUAUUAGUAUUAUUGUUGCAUAAAUUUACCAUUUCUGCACUUUACCUUUUGUGACAUGUAGGGUAAAGUUGUUAAACUCUACCAUUUGAAAUAUUUUAUGAAAUAACUGAAUUUAAUGAUGAGUUGAGAGAGCUGUGUAAUAAAAGCAGUCGUAGUCCUUAUAUUUUAAGAUUGUGUAUUGUGUAGAAACCUUGUUCAAAUCAUACUUUUAUAUUUUUAAUAAAGACUAUGCAGUUCGCUGAA
Molecule: messenger RNA, 4474 nt
Organism: Acanthoscelides obtectus
Lineage: Eukaryota; Metazoa; Arthropoda; Insecta; Coleoptera; Chrysomelidae
Source: the annotation of a GenBank genome assembly